Messenger RNA from Platichthys flesus (European flounder), 8271 nucleotides. It is a transcript of the gene svila, whose product is annotated as supervillin a. The coding region runs from base 456 to 7478 and encodes 2340 amino acids. Gene Ontology annotation, biological process: actin filament severing; barbed-end actin filament capping; actin polymerization or depolymerization. The transcript has 43 exons. Gene Ontology annotation, cellular component: actin cytoskeleton; cytoplasm. NCBI's taxonomy places the organism in Eukaryota, Metazoa, Chordata, Actinopteri, Pleuronectiformes, Pleuronectidae. The record is from RefSeq and is a predicted model, not a curated record. Gene Ontology annotation, molecular function: phosphatidylinositol-4,5-bisphosphate binding; actin filament binding.
AGCAUGCAGCAGGACACUUUGCUCCAAUCUGCAUACUGAGGAUGGGGCCUAAUUUGCUUGCCUUGGCUAAUGAGCUUAGUCAGAGCAGCUUUAAGCCCUGCAGGUUUGUUGUAGUGGCCGCUGGCUAAGGCUCAGUGGUUAGCGGGAGGAACCAGAGCGGAGGAGUGGACCGGAGAAGGGGGCAGAGCUGCAGCCACAGCUUCACCACUCUCCUGCUUGUCUACCAGGACCACCUCUACUUGUGCCGACACUGCGGCUGGGACUUCUCUUUCUCAAUCCCUUCCUCUCUCCCUCCCUCCUCUGCCUCACUACCUGACUCCCUCCUCUCUCUCUGUCCUGAAGCAGUGACACAGUGUCUUUGUAGCUGCAUCACCUUUUAAGCAGCUGCCCCUCUUUCUAGCCUCUUUUCAUCCCUUUCUCUUUCUUACCCUCUUCUCCCUCACGCUGUUGCCAAAAUGUAUCGGAACCCGUGGAUCUCGAAUUACCUGACUCAUGUCAAGUUUUGCGGCCAAGGACUUGGGAGUGAGUCCCCUAUAAAACUAAAGAAUCCCAGGUUGCUACAGAAGAGAGCUUUGAGCUUUCAGAAAGAAUUCUCCUUUGACGAAAAAGACGACCCUGCCAAAAUAACCAAGGAUAUAGAUGUUAGUCUCUUGGCCAAUCUCCCCAAAGUCUCUGAAUUGAGAAAACGAUUUGAAGGCAUAACCACAAGCUCAAGUGACUGGGACAUGAACAGAAAGGAGCGUAUUGCUCGGCGGUUGGAGGGCAUAGAGGGAGAGGUCAAUCCGUCGCUGCCUAGCUUGGUGGCAAACCGGCUUUUAGAGGAAGAUACACCAAGAUACACCAGGGCCAAUGACCCCUUUGAACCCUGUGGUGUUACAGUGCAGCGAUAUGGCAUGGAGGGAUUUGAAAGUCCAGAGAUACAGCCGACGGCACCGGAGCGACAGUCCAGAGCUCGAUGUCGGCCUGACCCUCAGUCCUCCAUCCACACAGAGCCGAUCUUCAGUUCAGGCCCCACCACCAGUGGUCCCGAGCUGGAGUCCAAGGCUGAACGCAUCGCCCGUUACAAGGCGGAACGGCGUCGGCAACUGGCUGAGCGCUACGGUAUCUCCUUGGAUCAGGAGCCCGACUUGGACUAUCCCUCCCGCCACACACGCACCCGGAAGGAGUCAGAAGGCUCGGAUAGGAGAAACCGAGGGGAGUGUGACGGGGAAGAGGGGAGAGAUAUCACCCUGACCUCCUACACCGGCACAUAUGCCACCAGCCCGAGGUCUGGACGCACAGCGCCACACCACAGCCACGCCGAGCCGAGCUAUGAGGUGGGUCGAACCAGGGUGGACUCUUUCUCAGAGAGGGAGAGGCUGAUGAACCUGGAGAAUCAACGGAGGGCUCCUCCUCCUGAGCCUCCAUCCUCCUCAUACAUGGAUGUGACACCAUUAUCCUCAGCUACCAGGGUACCCCCCAGGGACAAUGCAGUCACAGGAAUGCCACCCAGUUCACCCAAGCUGAGCAGGCACCCUUCCCUCUCCUCACCUAAACAUGAUGCAUCUCCUGGAGACCUGUUCAUUGAGCAGCAGGCCCACAACAUCCUCAGCAGACAGGGAAUCAGAGUUAGGGACAGGCUUGCCAGGGAAGAGGGCCGCCAGAGGAGCCCAGAGCUGGGAAAUGUUACAGAGGCCCCAGUGCACCGCAGACAAUAUCCGCACCAGACCCCAUGUUACUACACAGAUCCAACAGGCCUCCAUCAGGUCCUUCAAACCCAGGCUCAGCCCUCCCGACCAGGGCAACAGGAAGUUGUUGGAAACCCAACUUACCUCUCCAUGGCCUCUGGUCCCGCAUCCAGAAGCGGCCAGCAGCAGCAGGCUCCUGAGGACGAGCCUGAGGAGACAGAGGAUGUGAAGACAGAGGGCCUCUUGAAAAGUAGAAAAGCAGUUCUUCCUUCAGAAAUCCGCCGCAGGGAGAGGAGCACCGAGGACCCACGGAGAGGAAGAGCAGAGGAGGACCUAGGGAUGUCCAAGGUGCAGAGCCUCAGCCACGCAAGGGAGGCUGAGGCAGAGGAUGUUCCAAGAGGCAGACGCAGAGGCAGGCGAGAGGAAAUUGAGCACCUUUCCCGUCUGCAUUCAGUCGAGAGCAGGCCCAGAGAGAGGGAGAGUUCCUUUCAUACCCACAAAGGGGCGACCGCAACCAAUAUUCAGCCAAGAUUGCUACAUGCAGCCCCAGGAAGCUCCAGCACAGCCGUGAACCUGCAGCAACAGAACCACAACCUCCAGGUGGUCAAGCAGGGUGAAGGUUUCAGUAAAGGAGAGGGCCUCCAAGACACGCGGGUGUCUGUGUCCCAGCUCAGGCACUCCUACAUGGAGAGCACCACUCCUCCAACCGGCCGCAGAAAUGAGCUUGAGGUUGAGCGGGGCCGGGCGCCCUCGGGCUAUGAGGCCCCAUGGAGAGGGGAAAGGGACAGGGGGCGCAGGCCCCGGCAGUAUAUCGAUCCGGGGGAGAGUAGAAAGACCUCAGAGAGGUUUAGGACGCAGCCCAUCACUUCUGCUGAGCGCCAGGAGACUUCUAGGUCCUGUGUGAGUUCAGAUCUUGCUUCCUCUGAAGUGAUCAAACCAGAUGGAGCUGGUGGUGAUAAUAAUGGAGCUGAUGAAGAGAAACUCGAUGAAAGAGCCAAGCUGAGCGUAGCGGCCAAACGCACUCUUUUCAGGGAACUGGAGAAGAGCAUUGAUGGCGGAGCUCCUAAGGCUCGAUCCAGGAAUGCUGCUGUGGACAGGAGACUGAGACGGACACAAGACCGAUCCAGAACUCAGCCCGUCACCACUGAGGAAGUCGUCAUUGCUGCCACCGUCCCCUCUCAUGUGCCUCAAACAUCAACUGUUCACACCGCUGUAGCUCGCAUCCCUAGCCCCACCCUUGUUUGCAGCUCUAUCCCACCAUACAGCCUGCAGGCGUCCUCACAGCAGAGCACCACUGCCCACAAGCAGGCAAGGGAGGCGCGGCUGGUGCAGGAGACAAAGGAGGCCUGUGUGUCCAAGCCGGUGUCCACGAUGGAUGGCAAAGCCCACAGUCACGGUCAGGAGGAGCCCGACCUCUGCACCCUCAGCCUGGCAGAAAAGAUGGCACUGUUCAACCGGCUGGCUCAGCCUCCGUCCAGGGUUACCCGCACCAGAGGGGACACGCGCCAGCGCAGGGCCAAUGCUCGCUACCAGACGCAACCCAUCAUGCUGGGAGAUAUGGAGCAGGAGUCCUCAGACAUAGACAUGGGGGAUGAACAGGAAUUGUGCGACAGCCCAGUAGAGCAUCUACAACUUCAGAACGGUACAGGCUCUCGGUCAGAUCACCUCCCCUCCUCAUCGCCCUCCUCUGCUCUGAGAGCAGGAAGCACCGUCUCCACAGACCACGCCGGAGACAUCCACAUAACCAGAGCGCCAGACCGUCUCGAAAACCUCCCACCCAGCUCCGACAGGUCUCUGCCCCCUCACCAGGCGGACGGCCCGGCCCUGCGCCCCCAGGACUCCGGGGACCACCUGAACCACAGGAAACUGCCCCAGGGAGAAGUCCGGGUAGAUUUGGGAGGAGGGAAAAGGAAGCUGCCCUCUCCCGAGCGAGCGGUCAGGCAGUUGGCUCUGCCCCAGCCUGGAAGGGAGAGGAGGAGGGAGGAAGAGGAGGAGGUGGAGCAGCAGCGGCUGACCAGAGCGAGGGCAGAGGGCGCUGUGCAGAGCCCAGAGAGCCACAUGCUACUGGAGAGGCAGGAGCAGAGGGGGUAUCUGAGGGAGGACAGACACUACCCCAUACCCCGGACCGUCAGUGAAGAUAGGCUGGAGUCGACUGUGCUAACAUCCAGAGCAACAGAUUCCCUCAGGACUGCGUGUCAGCCUCCAGCCGCAGAUACACACAACGACGACAUCGAGUUUCUGUCCGAGCACGGGGACGAACUGAGCGACGCAAUGUCCGCCAGAAAAAUGUCCAUCAGAGAGAGCCACUUAAAGAAAAAGAAGAUUCUUUUUCAUUCUCUGCUCAAAUGUGAGUUAGAUGGAAACAGAAAAUUGGAUCAUGAGGACAAGACAGGAGUGGCCUUGUUGAAGAAGAGCGGCGAGGAUGACUGGAGGAACAGGAUCAAUAGGAAGCAGGAUUUGGCGAAGGUGGCCAUGGACGAGCAGCAGGCUCAGCUCUGGGAGGUGGAGCAGAGCUUCAAGAAGAAGGACGAUGAAGCGCUGAUGAUGAUCGAUGAUCUUGCUGUGUCCGACCAGCUUUGGGCCCCCAGUUCUCCCAGACCCAUGCAGGUGGAUGAGAGACACCCCUGGAGACGGAAGAGAAUAGCCGAGGCUGAGAUGGAGUGCCAGAGCAUCGAGUCCCACAUGUCCAUCCAUGAGAGGAAACAGCUGAUAGUGGCCCAAGAGGAGGCCUGGAAGAGCAAAGGCCACGGAGCGGCCAAUGACUCCACCCAGUUCACUGUGGCUGCACGUAUGGUGAAGAAAGGGUUGGCCUCCCCCUCCGCCCUCAAGUCUCCAACGACGUCCAAACCUAAAAACAGCAGCCCUGCCAUCUCCAAACCACAGGAAGAGAUCAAGGCCAUACCCGAUCUGAACCUGGAGUCGGACAGGAAGCUGGAUAAUCUGGAGUCAUUCCUGGGCAAGCUCAAUAGUAAAGUGUGUGGCCUGCCAGAAGCUACCCUCUCAGUGACACAGAAGAAGGUGAAGGAAGUGAUGACCCUCGAGGAUGAAACAUUCUCCAAGUUCUACCGCCAUGUGGAGGAGCUCCCCUCCGUCACCAGCAAGGUGGAGAUAGACGACGACUUUGAUGCCAUCUUUGGUCCGCAGGUGCCAAAGCUGACUUCGGAGAUGGAGCAGCACAAGCGAGCGGUGCGCCCAACGCGUAACGUCCAGUCGUCCAGGAACCCUCUGAAGAUGCUGGCUGCCCGGGAGGACAUCCGACAUGAGUACACGGAGCAGAGGCUCAACGUGGGUCUACUGGAGAGCAAGAGGAUGAAGGCUGAGAAGAUGAAUAAAAACUCCGGUUUCUCUGAGGUGGCUCUGGCUGGUCUCGCCAGCAAGGAGAACUUCAGCAACGUCAACCUGCGCAGUGUCAGCAUCUCCGAGCAGAUGUCCAACAACAGCGCUGUGCCUUACAAGAAGCUCAUGCUGCUGCAGGUCAAAGGCCGAAGACAUGUCCAGACCCGGCUGGUGGAGCCCAGAGCUUCCUCCCUGAACAGCGGCGACUGUUUCCUGCUCAUCACGCCACACCACUGCUUCAUCUGGACCGGAGAAUUUGCCAACGUCAUCGAGAGGAACAAGGCUGCAGAAUUGGCCAACUUCAUCCAGAGCAAGAGAGAUUUGGGUUGUCGUGCCAACCACGUGCAGUUCAUCGAGGAGGCGCUCAACACUCAGAGCCACACCGCCAAGGAGUUCUGGAAGAUUCUGGGAGGACAGUCGACUUAUCAGUCUGCAGGAACACCAGAUGAAGAUGAGUUGUACGAGGGCGCCAUCGUGGAGACAAACUGCAUUUACCGCCUGAUGGACGACAGACUGGUCCCAGACGAUGACUUUUGGGCCAAGAUGCCUCGAUGUUCCCUGCUCGAAUCCAAAGAGGUUUUGGUGUUUGACUUUGGCAGUGAGAUGUACAUAUGGCACGGGAAGGAAGUGACGCUUGCACAGAGGAAGGUGGCGUUCCAGCUGGCCAAGCACCUGUGGAACGGCACCUUUGACUUCACCAACUGUGACAUCAACCCGCUGGACCCGGGAGAGUGCAACCCACUCAUACCCAAGAAAGGUCAGGGCCGCCCUGACUGGGCAGUGUUCGGCAGACUGACUCAAUUCAAUGAAACCACUCUGUUCAAAGAAAAGUUUGUGGACUGGAGCGACUCCAGGAAAACACCCAGCCCCACAAGAAACACCAACAACCACGUCACUGAUCAGAAGGAGCCGUCUGCGGCCGAUCAUCGCCACGCGUAUGACGCCUCCCUGAUGCUGCACCCCCACGAGGCACCGGUCUGCUCCAAACUGGAUGGCUUCAAUGUGGGCCGGGGCUACGGCCUGGUGGAGGCAGAGGACUGGCGGAGCUACAAGAUCAGCACUCAAGCGGUGGAGGUUUGGCAUAUCCUGGAGUUUGACUACAGCCGUCAGCCGCACCAGAGCAUCGGCCAGUUCCACGAGGGCGACACCUACGUGGUGAAGUGGAAGUACAUGGUCAGCGCUGCAGUUGGGAAGAGACAGAACCCAGAUCAGGUGAAGACGGCGGGGCCGGGGAAAGAGAAGUGCUGCUACUUCUUCUGGCAGGGCCGCAACUCCACCGUCAGCGAGAAAGGCACGUCAGCACUGAUGACUGUGGAGCUGGAUGAAGAGCGAGGAGCACAGGUUCAAGUCCAGCAGGGGAAGGAGCCUCCAUGUUUCCUGCAGUGUUUUAAAGGAGGGAUGGUCGUUCACUCAGGGAAGAGAGAAGAGGAGGAGGAAAACUCACAGAAUGACUGGCGUCUCUAUUGCGUGCGGGGAGAGGUGGAGGUGGAGGGCCACCUGCUGGAGGUGGCCUGUCACUGCAGCAGCCUGCGCUCCAGAGUCUCCAUGGUGAUGCUCAGUGUCAGUCAAGCCGUCAUCUACCUGUGGCACGGCUGCAAGUCUCAGACACACACACGGGAGGUGGCGCGCACCGCCGCCAACAGAAUCAAAGAACAUUGUCCCCUGGAAGCAGGCCUCCACAGCAGCAGCAAGGUGAGCAUCAGGGAGUGUGACGAGGGAGCAGAGCCCACAGGAUUCUGGGAAGCCCUCAGGAGGAGGGACAGGAAAGCGUACGACUGUAUGCUGCAAGACCCUGGCAGGUUUAACUUCACGCCCCGUCUCUACCAGUUGAGCAGCAGCUCAGGGGAGUUUGCAGCUGUGGAGUUCCUCUACCCAGCCAGAGACCCCAAACAGGUCAACUCGAUGCCCUUCCUACAGGAGGACCUUUAUGCAGCUUCCCAGCCAGCCCUGUUCCUGGUGGACAACCACCACGAGGUGUAUCUGUGGCAGGGAUGGUGGCCUCAGGACAGUGAAAGCACCGGCUCAGCCCAGAUCCGCUGGGACUCAGACAGGAAGUGUGCCAUGGAGACUGUGCUGCAGUACUCCAGAGAAAAGAAUGAGAAGAAGCCUCCCAAAGCGUAUCUGAUCCACGCUGGUCUGGAGCCGCUCACCUUCACCAACAUGUUCCCCAGCUGGGAGCACAGAGAGGACAUCGCUGAGAUCACUGAGAGGGAGGCAGAGGUGUGUAACCAGAUCAUCCUGGUGGAGGACGUGUUGGCCAGGCUGUGUAAAACCACCUACACACUGGCAGACAUUCUGGCCAGGCCGCUGCCUGAGGGGGUCGACCCUCUUCGGCUGGAGGUCUACCUGUCGGAGGAGGACUUUGAGGGAGUAGGGGCUUAUGGGAAGAAAGGCUUGGAGAUGACCAGAGAGGAUUAUGGGAGUUUGCCCGUCUGGAAACAGGUGAAAUUGAAGAAAGCCAAAGGACUUUUCUAGAUCGCUGAAACAGAGGGGGUGAGCUGAAGACGUCACGAAAAACCACCUAGAUGUCGUUUUGUCUCUUUUAUUUGUUUGCAUCUGCGCACAACCGAGUCUCGGAGUGUGUGUGUGUGGGGGGGGGGGGGGGGUUCGAAAGCCGUGCAGCAGAUUUCCCUCUCAUCUGCUUCUUGUGUUGUUUAUUUCGUUUGUCAUAUGUAGGCAGAUGCACGUAUGUAGUGAAUGUGUCGAUAGAUAUUGUUUAGAUGUAUUCUUUGUUAAUGUUUGUACAUAUGUACAAUACGCAGGACAACCAGUGCCCUUACAUUAUCAGCAAUGCAGCCAUGUGCUGGAGUGGGAGCAGGUCUGUCAGCCUGUUCAACACACUUCACAUCAACCUCUGUAUGUAUGUUAAUGCAUUACAAAUAAUUUAUAUUUAUAUCAAAUCUAAAAAGGAUUUUUAAAGCCUUCAUGAAUAUUUACUGAACUAAAGUGUAUAAUGAACGUGUUGGGGGGAUGUUUGUGUCAUAUGUUAAUAAAUACUGGAUAUUUGAGAAACUUGCUGUACAGUUCACCGUUUGCCAUUUACAGAUCAAAUGAUGCAGCUUCAUCUGGAUGCAUUUAGUGUCAUUGUUGUCUCACUUAUAGUAAAAAGGAUACAGGCUUGAGUUAAUGAAGAAGGUGAUAUUUGAUUUUAAAGUCUCACAGUGUAUAGUGCCUUGCUUUGUGUACAGUUUAUAUACAGGUAAUAGUCUGCAUUUUGAAGACUCUUUGUGAUAUAAAGAUCUAUUAGAGAAAUAAACCCUGAAAGUUG